Molecule: messenger RNA, 2820 nt
Organism: Labrus bergylta (ballan wrasse)
Lineage: Eukaryota; Metazoa; Chordata; Actinopteri; Labriformes; Labridae
Source: RefSeq, a predicted model, not a curated record
UCACAUUACCUCACCCGAUAAGGAAACAAGCAGAGAGAGAGAUGCAGCGUGAGAGAGAGAGAAGGUCAGACUGGGAGGAAUUCUCUGGAUGGACGGUGAUGCGCAGAGAGGCAGCUGGCGAUUGGGGGGUUUUCUCCAAUGGUUAAAGGAUCUUGCUGGAAUUUCGGGUACCAAAGAGACUCUGAGAACUCUGGAGAGAAACUUGGAGAUUCUUUAACAGAAUGGUGCAGCUACAGAAAAUAUGACCACUGACUAUAGUAUUUGUUGAGGCUUUGCUUGAGACUACCUGAGUUAUUUGAGCUAUUCUUGGGUAUUUUAGACUAUUAGGAUACUCUAAGAUUAGAUGUAAAGAUGACCUCAAGCUGUAUGUUCUUCAGCGUAUUUACCAUCAUACAUACUGGAUGAUACUUUCAGCACGAUCUACAACACAGAAAAGCCAUUUUCCAUCCAGUCAAUGACAAGAGACGGAACAAAAGUAAAUACAGAUCUCAAGUUCUGGAGUGUUUUCUACACCAUUUCCGUAGCAUCAAUGGCGGUAAAUCCUCUGGAAGGUCUCAUGUCGGUUGCAGCAAACCACCAGCUGGUCUCCAGCUCGACAGCUGAGCCACAGAGGCAGCAGCAUCGUGCAGCCAGAAGCCCAGCAGACCUGCAUGGACACAGGCAGGGAACAGCUAGCAGCCGUGAGUCAAGGAAGUGGGUGCACACCGUGUGUGAGUCCAGAUCAAACUUUGGGUCUGGUUUUAGGUCUGCAGUCUCGUCCAGGACACUGAGGAGUCAGCACUCCCCAGAAAACGCAGCAAGAGAAAGAAGCCGCGUACGCAACCUGCGACAGGCCUUCCACAGCCUGCAGGCUGCUCUGCCUUCAGUCCCACCAGACACCAAGCUGUCCAAGCUAGAUGUUCUGGUUCUGGCUACCAACUACAUAGCUCACCUUACAGAGACCCUGCACCAGGGAGGGACGCUAGCUGAUCACACCUUGUCUGCCCGGCCGGGUGGAUACCUGCAUCCAGUUAAGAAGUGGCCCAUGCGUUCCCUGCUCUACUGUGGCAGCGUGGGAGACCUGCUUACAAAUGUCCACGCCAAUCAGAUGCUUCCACCUGGAAGGAAGGGGACACACCCACAGACCUCAACCUUGGAAGUAACCAAAGACUGACGGUUGAGCUUGGGACUUAAUCUCCACCACCCUCUUCUCUCCAAAGUUAACCAGCCUUUUUGCUACAGUUCUAUGAACUAAACCGAUUUUCAUUUGUGAUAGCCACCAUCUUGCGGCAGCCGCCAUUACUGUAGUGUCUGUCCAACUGUGACAGCAGCAUAGUUAUGACAGAAUCCCAGCAGUGCUGAUAUGCAGUACAAUGUCACUCCCUCUCCUGUGAUAUUGCAUAAAUAACAAUCUUCAAUUCUCACCUGUGUUGACAAGCUGUUUCCACGCCUGCACUGCUGAAAAUGUCUAGAUCAUUUCACUAGGACUGCCCCUGAAAUCCUCCUGACAUGGUUGUUCACACAUGCAUCUCACAGCGGGAGACUAUCCCUGUCAGACAGGAAGGGGGAUGGGGGGUUUCCUGGGGCAAGACAUGAUGUAAAAAGAACGACCCAGAAGUGGCGGACGAAGCAACAGUUUGCUAUGCCACUGGGCCAAAAAAUACUUUUUCCCAUUAGCUUACAUUGGGAAAUAGACCUUUAUAAAUCAGCAGAUACAUUUUUUAGGUACAUCAACUUCCCGAUUCGAGCACUGAAAUAAACCUUUUAAAAAUAAUGAGGUCCUAAAAGUAAAUAUCAACCCAGGUGGGAAUUAGAGACACAUACCCACACACACUAGGGGCUGCACAGACUAGUCGGCUUUACAGCAGUGUGAUGACAUAAUGCUCAUCAGGAUAGAAAAUCUCAAACUGUGACUGAGCAGGACUAUGUCCGUGAGAUGACACAAACACUGUUUACCUGUCUGUUUACCUUUGCACUCACUUAUAUGGGAGUUGUAGCACACGUGUUAUUGUUGCAUAUUUAAUUGCAGCUGUUGCAACCUGCUCUUUCUUAAUGCGUUAACUGUCUGCUUUCAGUUUCCAUUCAGUUUUACGAAUACAUAUUUCUGCUAUUUGCAAAGCAUUUCCUUCUCCUUUGGUUUUGUUGGUAAAUGCAUCAGUGAGUAGUCGACAUGGACUCGACUGUUAUCACAUGACUGUCCACUUCAAAAAUUGGUCAUGUGACCCCUAACAAACACACACACACACACUCUGUAAGAAACAGGAGGUCACCCAUUUCAAACGUCAGAUAAAUUAUCUUUUUUAACUAAUCCCUUCUGUUGGUUGUUUGUUUAAGUAAUACCGGUAAUAAAGAGCAGGGUGCUCAACCAGCAGCUACAAGGAAAACUGCCACUUUACUCUCUCUGUAGGAGAAGUCAAUAAAAUACUAAAGGCAAGAUGCAGAGUGCCUUUUCGUUUCACUGUAAAUGUUAACAUGUACAGUGUACAUCUGUGCCCUGCAUGUAUUGAAUCACGAGCACACACACAGUCACAGCUACACACCAUGGUAAACACAGAGCACAGAGAGAUUUAGAUUCACCCUCAAUGGAAGUAUCUAUUAAUUUUCCGAGCGUUAGACAGCCGGUUGUCAGGAACAGAUUAAACACAAGAAAAUAAAGGCGGCUGCUCUUGACUAAUACCAUUAUAAAUCACUACAUGCAGGAACAGUGCGUAUCCUUUCAUCUUGAUUUAAAACGUUGUACAGUGUAUUUGGUUGUGCUUUUCAGACGUUACUUUCACUGUAUGUGAGACUUAUGACUCCUGUGUGCUCUUGUUUUUUUUUAAUGUAAAUAUUGGCUGCUCA